This is a messenger RNA of Ascochyta rabiei, 1107 nucleotides long. RefSeq names its product Ornithine carbamoyltransferase. NCBI's taxonomy places the organism in Eukaryota, Fungi, Ascomycota, Dothideomycetes, Pleosporales, Didymellaceae. The transcript has 2 exons. Gene Ontology annotation, biological process: L-citrulline biosynthetic process. Gene Ontology annotation, molecular function: amino acid binding; ornithine carbamoyltransferase activity. Gene Ontology annotation, cellular component: mitochondrion. The coding region runs from base 1 to 1107 and encodes 368 amino acids. The record is from RefSeq and is a predicted model, not a curated record.
AUGCUCGCCCUCCGCCCCGCCCGCACUGCCCUGCGCACCCCCCGCCCGCUCCGGCGUCGCAGCUACAGCCUCUCGACCUACCUCCCCCCGUCCCGCGCGCAGACGUCGCCCUUUGCGCCGCGCCACCUGCUGUCCAUUGCCGACCUCACCCCCGCCGAGCUCACGACGCUGGUCCGCAAUGCCCACGCCCACAAGCAGGCCAUCCGGGCGACCGGCGAGGUCCCCCACGGCCUGCGCCAGUCGCUCGCCGGCCGCACCGUCGCCAUGACCUUCAGCAAGCGCAGCACCCGCACCCGCGUCAGCACAGAGGGCGCCAUUGCUGCCCUCGGCGGCGUCCCCAUGUUCCUCGCCAAGGACGACAUCCAGCUCGGCGUCAACGAAUCCCUCUACGACACCUCGCUCGUCCUCUCCUCCAUGACCGCCGCCAUCGUCGCCCGCGUCGGCCCCCACAGCGACGUCGCCGACCUCGCCAAGCACUCGUCCGUGCCCGUCAUCAACGCCCUCUCCGACCUGUACCACCCCCUGCAGAUCGUCGCCGACCUGCUCACCCUCGCCGAGUCGCACCCCUCGCCCUCGCCCGCCUCGCCCGCCUCGCUCGGCCUCGAGGGGCUCAAGGUCGCCUGGAUCGGCGACGCCAACAACGUCCUCUUCGACCUGGCCAUCGGCUGCGUCAAGCUGGGCAUCGACAUCAGCGUCGCCACCCCCCACGGCUACGAGAUCCCCCAGCCCAUGCGCGACGUCAUCUCCCACGCUGCCCACACCGCCCCGCGCCCCGGGAAGCUCGUCGAGACCACCGUCCCCGCCGAAGCCGCCGCCCGCGCCGACAUCCUCGUCACUGACACGUGGGUCUCCAUGGGCCAGGAGGACGAGUCCGCAAAGCGCCUCGACGACUUUGCCGGCUUCCAGAUCACCUCGGACCUGGCCCGCCGCGCGGGCGCAAACGAGAACUGGCAGUUCAUGCACUGCCUGCCCCGCCACCCGGAGGAGGUCACCGACGACGUCUUCUACGGGCCCCGCUCUCUCGUCUUCCGCGAGGCCGAGAACCGGCUGUGGGCCGCGCUGUCCGUCCUCGAGGCCUUUGUCGUCAACAAGGGCCUCAUUCGGUGA